Molecule: messenger RNA, 242 nt
Organism: Pseudonaja textilis
Lineage: Eukaryota; Metazoa; Chordata; Lepidosauria; Squamata; Elapidae
Source: RefSeq, a predicted model, not a curated record
UGGCGCUGGAUUGAUGGAUCACUAGACACGUACAGGAAAUGGGCCUUUCGCGAACCCAACAAUGUGUCUCAGAAGGACUAUUGCGUUGUUCUCUAUGCUUCAUUCGGGCACCUGGAUUGGUCUGAUAUAAGCUGUAGCAGAAAUUUUCCUUUUCUCUGCAAAUGGAAGCCCGCGUAAGCCGAGUCUGGAGAUGGAGUUAGAGGGGCUCCCCGUGGAUUGGACACCUGAGCUGAGAUCUUUGG